Aphanomyces invadans is the source of this 2574-nucleotide messenger RNA. Its product is annotated as TKL protein kinase. The transcript has 5 exons. The record is from RefSeq and is a predicted model, not a curated record. Gene Ontology annotation, biological process: protein phosphorylation. Gene Ontology annotation, molecular function: protein tyrosine kinase activity; ATP binding. Bases 1 to 2574 code for a protein of 857 amino acids. Lineage: Eukaryota; Oomycota; Saprolegniomycetes; Saprolegniales; Verrucalvaceae.
AUGAACACUCCCAUCACGACCACGACUACUCCGUCGGCGAUGGAUGGAUGGCUCGGGUCGCGAGAUCCGAGGUCGUACAGGCGCGUGUUUGUGUACUAUGUGUUCAACUGGGUCUUCGCCGUGAGUUUGUGGAUUGGAUUUAUCGCCAGCUUUGCCCUGAGCGUCCUCACCUGCGGCCUCAUUCUCCUGUUCUGGAACAGACUGCGCAGGCGGCGCGUCGUGUACAAGCUUGUGGCGUACAUGUGGACCCACGAAAUCACCCUCAUGAACCUCGUGUCCCCAACGUCGUUGUCUCAUGUCUCCCACUGGGAUUUGACUCGCGAGUCGGUCGUUCUGUCGGUGGCAUACUUUGUCGUGUGGAAGGGAUGCGUGGGCUGGCUCCUUACAAGCCUACCUCUUGUCCUGUUCGUCCUAGAUUCCACGUACCUUAGCGCGUUGAACAUCAACAUCGACGUGCUUUCUUCCGAACUGGACGAGUAUCAGCUACAUCCGCUUGUCGCUCGCGUCGGCAUCCUCGCGUACUUUGCGCUGUGCCUGUGGGCAUGCGAUCUCGCCCUGACGGUCCUGGCGCAGAUGACUGCCAUGGCCUACGCCAAGAUAUUUGAAGCCCCCGAGCUCUUUCGCCGCGACCUUCAAUCUACCUUUCCCCAUUCACCACUGUCAUUUCCAAUUCCUCCAACACUACGGCAGCAUCCGACGGUAUCCGAUGCCCGUCGACAUCACCAUCCCUUGACUACGUAUUCUCGCGUCACGACUGGUCGAACAUGCUUGGCAGAAACAAUGUCUCCGGUGGUAACGGGGAGUCUCACGACGUCCUGCCAGGCCGCUGCCACCGUCUUGCCGGCCGGCUCAAACCUACUCAAACCGUUGCCCUCGAACAAAUUGCCUGGGCUCACAACGAUACCUCUGGCCAUCUCAUCUACUCAGAGUCCUCGAGAUGACGAUAGCCGCCUGGUUUCAGUUCCAGAGAAACUAGUCAUGUCUCAACUCCGCGUCGCCACGGCCGCCCCACCGUUGUAUGAGUGCUUGAGUCCAACCGCGCCACGACCACUUUCGUCCUACGCAGUGCUAUCCCCAUCUCCAGUAUCACCUGGCCAAAUGGAUCACGAUGCACUUAUGACUCGCACCCCAGUGAGCCGCGCCUUGCCCGAAUCGGGCUCGCACAGUGCGAUCCCUCGUGAACCCGCCCACUUUGCCAUGUACGGCCCUCCAGUCAUUCGUGGAACGCGGCCAUUUUCGUUGCAUCUCUGGGCCUUCGCCGCCACACAACGUGCUGACAUGCAUGCCAUGGCUCUUGAAUCGACCGGCCAUCGCUCGUUGUCCCGUGAGACGAUGCUUGACAACGUGCGGCAUGGCACUCUAGUCCACGCGACGCUGGAUGUGCCGUGUGGGUUUGACCUGUUGCACCCGUUCUCUGCCUCUCUGUCCAUGGUAUGGACGGGGGAGCUGCACCGCCUGACGUAUCGCCUGCAGCGACAAGUUGGCAGCGCUGACACUGGCCACGUAUUGUUCAAAGUAACAUUGGUGGUGGGCGCCGUCGUGCGUACGUUGCGGUCGUACGUGCUCGUGCAUGGCGUCACUGCACCGGACGCGGUAUCGGCCGACGAUGUCGAUGACGGCGACGUUGUGCAGCCGCUGGAAUGCGUCAUGGAGGUGCUGCCAGACUCAUUUCGUGAAAUUCCAUACAGUGCUUUGGACAUACAAGAAUGGAUCGGGUCUGGCGCGGGUGGUGAUGCCUAUCGUGCGAUGUUCAACGGCCAGGAGGUGGUCGUCAAGACAAUUCGGGCGAGCGAAUACGGGACGUCGGGCGAUGCGAUUCAAGCAGCGUUCCAGCACGAAGCUGCCGUAUUAAAUCGGUUUGGCCACCAUCCCCACAUGGUGCCGUUCGUUGGCGCCUGUAGCGACCUGUCGUACCCGUUGAGUAUUGUCACGGCCUACAUGCCCCAUGGCUCGCUCGAGUCACACUUGAUGCCUGGUGCAUCGUCGUUGCUGGACAAGAACUUGUUGCUUGCCGACAUUGCUGCGGCCGCGUGCACCAUCCACGACAGCGGGUUUGUGCACCGCGAUUUGGCGGCCAGGAACGUCCUAGUCGACGCGCAAGGCCGCGGCAUCCUGAGCGAUUUUGGAAUGUGUCGGCGGGUGGGGGCUGUUGGUGGGGCGUUUGUACAACACGGCAGCGGCCCCCUCAAGUACAUGGCUCCAGAGACUUUGCAGCCGCCGUAUGGAUUCACACCCAAGUCGGACGUGUAUGCAUUUGGCGUAUUGGUGUGGGAAACGUUGUUGGAAUCCAAGCCGUUUGCAAACUUAACGCCUCUUCAAGCUGCCGUGCGCGUCCUCGAGGGCCAGCGAUUACCCGUGGAUGACGAACUGAGUGCAGUGCACCGAGACCUCCUCGCUGCGUGCUUUCAAGACAAUCCGGCGGAUCGACCGACCAUGCAUUCGGUGUACCACACGCUCAAGGCAGCGCAAAGGCCGACGUGGACGUUCGUAGACGAUCGUGGUGGCGUCGAAGCAAGCACUGGACAGCCGCAGGCGGCGAUCACAAGGAGGCCAAAGCGAGAACUGUCGUCGUGA